Chroicocephalus ridibundus (black-headed gull) is the source of this 6982-nucleotide messenger RNA. It is a transcript of the gene ABCB11, whose product is annotated as ATP binding cassette subfamily B member 11. The coding region runs from base 581 to 4636 and encodes 1351 amino acids. The record is from RefSeq and is a predicted model, not a curated record. Gene Ontology annotation, molecular function: ATP hydrolysis activity; ATP binding; ABC-type oligopeptide transporter activity. Gene Ontology annotation, cellular component: membrane. The transcript has 29 exons. Gene Ontology annotation, biological process: transmembrane transport. NCBI's taxonomy places the organism in Eukaryota, Metazoa, Chordata, Aves, Charadriiformes, Laridae.
GUGAGAGCUACAAGAAAAUAAGUUAAUGAUGAAAUGAAGCGAAUGUACUUACUAACCCCGCAGCUUCCUCAGACACAAUUCCCAUAAGGGGCUUUGGUUCUGGUUGCAGCCCGUCUAUCUCACUGUAAGUCAGGGGAGAGCAGGGGUGGAAGCUUUCGCACAAUGUGAUCGGGAUCCGUGAAUAAUAAGUGUCUUGGCAAAACCUUCCCUAUCCUCAUUUUCAAUAGAUCUCCACUGUUCUCAAGCUUUGCUGACCAAUCUUUCUAGUCAGCCCUGUCCUUUCAGGAUGUUUCAGACUGAAAAGAAUGACUGCAUCACCUCUCACAGUAGCGUUUGGGUUUCUUUGUGGACGCCAGUGGUUAUUUCUGCUAAUACUGGAGAGAAUUCCUGUGGGAAGAAGGAUGAUUCUCUUUGAUUGCCUGUAUGAUGCCACCCAGGCUGCCCUUCUCAUCUGUUGCACAGAAGCAGAGUGACCCCAAGAACAACCAGAAACGCCUAAGCUAUAGCGGUGGCUCUGGUGACUAACUUGUUGCGUGACUCGUGUUGUGUGAUGGACUUCUGAUUUAAGUAACUAAUCAUCAUGUCUGACCCUGUUGUUCUGCGUAGCAUCAAGAGAUUGGGAGAGGAUAACUAUGCUUUUGACUUGGAUGGCAAAAGUAACAGCUUCAAGAAAUCAGAGAAUUUCUCUACAUAUGAAGAACCUUUUAUAGAGAAGAAAAAUGAAAAGUCAUCAGAGAAGAAAGAAAACGCUAUUCGUAUUGGCUUCUUUCAGCUGUUUCGAUUUUCUUCAUCUAUGGAAAUUUUAAUGAUGGCUGUUGGUAGUGUCUGUGCUAUUGUUCAUGGAGCAGCCCAGCCAGCUGUGUUGCUUGUGUUUGGUGCAAUGGCAGACACAUUUAUUGAAUAUGACAUUGAAAUGCAAGAACUUAAAGACCCAAACAAGAAAUGUGAAAAUAACACCAUAGUGUGGAUUAAUGGUACUAUUCAUCAGAAUGAAAAGAAUGCCACAAUAAGAUGUGGGCUGCUGGACAUUGAACAAGAAAUGACCAGGUUUGCAGGUUACUAUGGAGGAAUUGGUUGUGCUGUACUUGUGUUAGGAUACCUCCAAAUCUGCCUUUGGGUUAUGGCUGCAGCUCGUCAGAUACAGAAAAUGAGGAAAGCUUAUUUCAGGAAAGUAAUGCGAAUGGAUAUAGGCUGGUUUGACUGUACAUCUGUAGGAGAACUGAACACCCGAAUUUCUGAUGAUGUUAACAAAAUUAAUGAAGCUAUUGCUGACCAAGUAGCAAUCUUUAUCCAGCGCUUAACCACCUUUGUAUGUGGAUUCCUGCUGGGCUUUGUCAGUGGCUGGAAAUUGACCUUGGUUAUCAUUGCAGUCAGCCCUCUGCUUGGGGUUGGAGCGGCUGUCUAUGGCUUGGCUGUGGCAAAACUAACAGGCCGAGAAUUAAAGGCUUAUGCAAAAGCUGGGGCUGUGGCUGAUGAAGUGCUCUCAUCCAUCAGAACAGUGGCUGCAUUUGGCGGGGAGAAGAAAGAAGUUGAAAGAUACGAUAAGAAUCUGGUGUUUGCUCAGCACUGGGGAAUUCGAAAAGGAAUGAUAAUGGGAUUAUUCACUGGUUACAUGUGGCUUAUAAUUUUCCUGUGUUAUGCAUUAGCCUUUUGGUAUGGCUCUAAACUUGUCCUUGAAGAAGAAGAGUAUUCACCCGGCACUCUUCUGCAGGUUUUCUUUGGUGUUUUGGUAGGAGCUUUAAAUCUUGGCCAGGCAUCUCCCUGUCUAGAAGCCUUUGCCACUGGCCGUGGGGCUGCAGCAAACAUUUUUGAGACAAUAGAUAAAGAACCCGCCAUUGACUGCAUGUCAGAAGAUGGCUACAAGCUGGAUAAAGUACGAGGUGAAAUUGAAUUUCAUAAUGUAACAUUCCAUUAUCCCUCCAGACCAGACGUAAAGAUUUUGGAUAACCUUAAUAUGGUUAUUAAAGCAGGGGAGACAACAGCUUUUGUUGGAGCUAGUGGAGCUGGAAAAAGUACAACAAUACAGCUCAUCCAGCGUUUCUAUGACCCCACUGAUGGCAUGAUCACCCUGGAUGGCCACGACAUUCGUUCCCUUAAUAUCCAGUGGCUACGCUCCCAGAUUGGUAUUGUUGAACAAGAGCCAGUGCUGUUUGCCACCACGAUUGCAGAGAACAUUCGCUAUGGUCGGGAUGAGGCUACCAUGGAAGACAUAAUCGAAGCAGCCAAACAGGCCAAUGCUUACAAUUUCAUCAUGGACUUGCCACAGCAAUUUGACACUCAUGUUGGAGAGGGUGGAAGCCAGAUGAGUGGAGGUCAAAAACAGAGGAUAGCUAUUGCUCGAGCUCUUGUGCGAAACCCCAAAAUCCUGCUACUGGAUAUGGCUACGUCAGCACUUGAUAAUGAAAGCGAAGCUAUUGUCCAAGAAGCACUUCAUAAGGCUCGCCUUGGCCGCACAGCAAUCUCGAUAGCUCACCGCCUGUCAACCAUCAAAGCUGCCGAUAGCAUUGUUGCAUUUGAGCAUGGAAGGGCUGUGGAAAGAGGAACUCACGAGGAACUCUUGAAGAGGAAAGGGGUUUAUUUCAUGUUGGUGACCUUGCAAAGCACAGGAGAUGCAGUGCUUAAUAGAGAAGCAACGGAAACAGAAAAUAAUGUAGGUGAGCCAAAUCUUGAGAAAGUCCAGUCAUUCAGCAGAGGAAGCUAUCGGGCCAGUUUGCGAGCUUCACUUCGGCAGCGUUCCAGAUCUCAGCUCUCUAAUGUGGUCCCCGACCCUCCAUUAUCCAUUGCAAAUGAUCAUGCAGAGUAUAUGAACCGUAUGCCUUCUUAUGGAGAAGACGAUGAACAAGCGAAAAAGGAGCCUGUUGAUGUGGAGGAAGAUGUCAAGCCUGUACCAUUUAGGAGAAUUUUGAAAUACAAUGCCUCUGAAUGGCCGUACAUGGUGCUUGGAUCUCUGGCAGCAGCUGUGAACGGAGCAGUCAAUCCACUCUAUGCUUUGUUAUUCAGUCAGAUUCUUGGGACCUUCUCCAUUCUUGAUGAAAACGAACGAAGAAUCCAGAUCAAUGGCGUCUGCCUGCUCUUUGUCUUUGUUGGAAUUCUUUCAUUUUUCACACAGUUUCUACAGGGAUACACAUUUGCAAAGUCUGGUGAGCUGCUUACAAGACGGUUAAGGAAAAUUGGUUUCCAGGCUAUGCUGGGGCAAGACAUUGGUUGGUUUGAUGACCGGAACAACAGCCCUGGUGCUUUGACUACAAGACUUGCAACAGACGCCUCACAGGUCCAAGGGGCAACUGGAUCGCAGAUAGGAAUGAUUGUCAAUUCCUUUACCAACAUUGGGGUGGCCAUGAUCAUUGCUUUCUACUUCAGCUGGAAACUGAGUUUAGUUAUAUUGUGUUUCCUGCCCUUUUUGGCCUUAUCUGGAGCUGUGCAGGCUAAAAUGUUGACAGGAUUUGCCUCUCAGGACAAGAAAGCGCUGGAAGCUACUGGACGGAUUGCCAGUGAAGCCCUCUCUAACAUCAGGACUGUAGCUGGGAUAGGGAAAGAGAAAACGUUUAUCGACAAUUUUGAGAAGCACCUGGAUAUGCCUUAUAAAGCUGCAACCAAAAAAGCACAUGUUUAUGGAAUCUGCUUUGGCUUUGCCCAGAGCAUAGUGUUCAUUGCCAACGCUGUCUCUUACAGAUACGGGGGGUUUCUAGUUGAAUUUGAAGGACUCCACUACAGCUUUGUGUUCAGGGUGAUCUCUGCUGUUGUCACCAGUGGAACUGCUUUGGGAAGGGCUUCUUCUUAUACCCCAAACUAUGCCAAAGCCAAAACAUCUGCUGCACGCUUUUUUCAACUGGUUGAUCGGCUUCCGAAAAUCAGCGUUUACAGUGAAAAAGGGGAAAAAUGGGACGAUUUCAAGGGAAGCGUUGAAUUUCUUAACUGUAAAUUCACAUACCCUUCUCGGCCUGAUAUUCAGGUCCUGAAAGGACUCACUGUAGCUGUUAAGCCUGGACAGACUUUGGCAUUUGUUGGAAGUAGUGGCUGUGGGAAGAGCACCAGUGUGCAGCUUCUGGAGCGUUUCUACGACCCUGAGGCGGGAAGUGUGUUAAUAGAUGGACACAACACCACGAAAAUAAAUGUACAGUUCCUUAGAUCAAAAAUUGGAAUAGUGUCCCAGGAGCCUGUGCUAUUUGACUGCAGCAUUGCUGAAAAUAUUAAAUAUGGCAGUAACACCAAAGAGGCAACGAUGGAAAAAGUCAUAGAAGCAGCCCAGAAGGCUCAGCUGCAUGAUUUUGUCAUGUCACUGCCUGAUAAAUACGAAACUAAUGUUGGUGCUCAAGGAUCCCAGCUGUCUCGUGGGCAAAAACAACGCAUUGCUAUAGCGAGGGCCAUCAUACGAGAUCCUAAAAUUUUAUUACUGGAUGAAGCUACAUCCGCCUUAGACACAGAAAGUGAAAAGACUGUGCAGGCAGCACUGGAUAAGGCCAGAGAAGGGCGGACCUGCAUCGUCAUUGCCCACCGCUUGUCCACGAUCCAGAAUGCAGACAUCAUCGCUGUGAUGUCACAAGGACUCGUCAUUGAAAGGGGCACUCAUGAUGAACUGAUGGCCAUGGAAGGAGCUUAUUAUAAGCUUGUUACCACUGGAGCCCCAAUUAGCUGAAUUACUGUGAUUUUAAAUGUGAAAGACACUUUGUCUGUCAGCAAAUACUCUGCAGUAGGUACGUGUAUGUUGGUACUCCGUUGUGCUACAAAGUGCUCUACAAUAUUGUGAGUUCUGUGGUACCCUAAAUGUAUGUAGCUUUCUGCAUCAAGCACACUUGUCAGGCACACGCAGGGGACUAAGCAUAAACUGAUGCAUUCAGGAAGUAGUUUAGCUCACUGCAAAGGGAAAAAAAGCCUGAAAAUGGAAAAGAUCUUUGCUGCUGAGCUGGGGAAUUGCCACCACCUGCAGUCAGACCACACAGUCCUGUCGUUCCUCAACUAGCAAUCAAGGAAGACUCCGCUCUAGUGUUCUGGAAACUGCCACUUGUCUAGGUAAGCUCUACGAAUAAAACACAAUCCCAAGAAUGAGGCUGUAUAUCUGAAAGGAUCAAAUCUCUCCUAACACUGGGUCUGCAGAGGAUUACAACAGAUGAUACCCUUACUGUGGGUAUGGAAGCCCCACGCUCCCGCCCGUCUGUACCAUACCACGUCAGCUGUGCUGUUGGGAGAGGCUGGAUUUCCACUGUGUGCAGCUACAGCACCAACACACUGGUGCCCUGAGCCUGACAGAGCCGUGCCCCUUCAGCAAAACCGUCACGUACUUACAAAGAAGGCAGCUCCACAAAAGUAAGGAAAGCAGCCAAGAAGAGGAACAGAAGCUGGUGAGGAUCAUUUCCCCUACACUCACCACUCUGAUCAAAGCUGUCAAACAGAUUUUGAACAGGAAUAAAUGCUUUAGUUAAAUCAAUGCAAAAUCCUACAGUUAAUCGUCACAGUCAUUUAAAUCACUUCUAUUGAGAUAGCGAUGGAUAAUAUGUUGUCUUUUUUUCAGAAGGCAAGACGAUGAGUAUUUUUUAUAAAACCAUAAAUAUAUGCAGUAAAGGUGGGGGGAAAAUAGCCAUAAUUAGCUGUUUGUAUUAAGCAGAGUUGAUAAAUCGAGCAACAAUUCUUUGAGAAAUUACAAAGGUCAGGAAGUAUGUUCUUCUGGCAGAAGCUUUUAUCUGUAUUAGUUUAUUUUAAGGUCUACUGCCUGUUUCUCUAUUGACAUACUGAUAUGAUAUUUAAUUUAUAUUAGUAUUUAAGGCCAUGGAAAAAUAACUAUUCUUUAUUAAAAACUGCAAUUACUAUGUGUACUUAUUCCAUAAUUCUUUUGCCUAAAGGACACCACUUUUGUGGCUGAAAUUAUAGCAAUAAAUUGUAUUUUUUAUUGGCUCUUGUGCUUUAGCACUUCAUCUCUCACCCUUCAGACAAGCAAAUGAGUAUCUUGCAGCAGAUGAUAACAAGUAUUUGUCUGUAUUUAGAGCAUGUCCGUAACAAGGGUCUGCUGUGCAGGAUGGAGCUCUUGAGAAGAGCAACGCAACUACACUAGCUCCUGCCUGCAAAGGAGCCUGCCACCUCCUUGCAGGAGCACAGUGACAUGGACCCAGCUGGGUGGUACUGCUACUGCUCCUCUUCAUAACAUCAUCCUGGUUUUAGAGAGCUAGUAAAUAUUGGGAGCUAUGUACUGGGAAGUAUGCCUGUAUAACAAAGGCACUCAUGGUGUUCACAGACAGUCGCAUUGGUGUUACAUGUUCUUGGGUGCCAUCUCCUGCCACUUUAUACCUGUGUGCUAUUGACAACCAGUUGGUUAUAAAGCCCUUCAGUACCUGUGUGAUGGAACUAAAGUAUAAGUGGAGCUACAUGGUGCAUCUGGGCAUGAGCAACAAGCCUUGAUGGACUGCUUGGUGCAGAGCUGUACUGGCCUUUCCUCUGCAGCUGCCCCACAGGUAAGUUCCCCCAGCCCUGGAGCUUGGUGACAAGACCCCUGAGCAGACGCAAAGAAGUUUGCUUGUGUCUUUCUGUCUUGACAGAAGUAGCUGACAGUGCCAUUUGGUGUUUCCUGCUGUAUGUUUCUCCGCACGGUCCAUGGCAGCUGCAUUAUCUGCUUUUCCAGCCACCCUAUUCCUCUGGAUAACUAUAACCAUGAGAGUGUAUUGGGAUGGCACCUGAGUAACUGCUCUGCAAAUAUAGGCCCUGCUCCAAAGAGACUACCCUGAGCAGGAACAGCCUGUCUGUAGCCAGAGUUCUUCCAUCAGGACAUAACAGGAAUGAGGAGGAUGAAAAGCUGCGUAUUAGCAAAAGUGGUGUGAUCUGAAUGUAAUGCCAGCUUGCCAGCUCAUUUGUAUGAGGAGCGAGGGACACGCUCACUUCAUGUAAUUUCUGCCUAGUGAUAAACUUUCUGCAGACAGAUGGAAGGACUUUUGGAAUUGCAUUACCCCAAUUUGGGCAUCUCUAAGCCAAGAAUAACAGAGUAGUUUCUCCUGGA